CGACAGUGCCCCUGUCUUUGCAUGUAGGAAACCCCGGUGCGGCCUCUCCGAUCAGCGCUCGAGCUGAAAAGAAUCAUGCCAGCUAAAGGUCCCCUACAGUCUGUCCAGGUUUUCGGGCGUAAAAAAACGGCCACUGCUGUUGCCCACUGCAAGAGGGGAAAUGGACUAAUUAAGGUCAAUGGCAGACCCCUUGAGAUGAUUGAGCCAGUCACUCUGCAGUACAAACUGCUGGAGCCUGUUCUGCUGCUGGGUAAGGAGCGCUUCGCUGGUGUUGAUAUCAGAGUUCGCGUCAAGGGUGGAGGACAUGUUGCUCAGAUUUACGCCAUCCGUCAGGCCAUCUCCAAGUCCCUGGUUGCCUACUAUCAGAAAUUUGUGGAUGAAGCCUCUAAGAAAGAGAUCAAGGAUAUCUUGAUUCAGUACGACAGGACCCUGCUGGUUGCUGAUCCCCGCCGCUGCGAGUCCAAGAAGUUCGGUGGACCCGGAGCUCGUGCCCGCUACCAGAAGUCCUACCGUUAAAAUCUCUCUGUAUAUUUUCAUUCAAUAAAACUGAGGGGGAAAACA
This is a messenger RNA of Xyrauchen texanus (razorback sucker), 561 nucleotides long. Its product is annotated as 40S ribosomal protein S16-like. Bases 76 to 516 code for a protein of 146 amino acids. The transcript is spliced from 6 exons. The record is from RefSeq and is a predicted model, not a curated record. Gene Ontology annotation, cellular component: cytosolic small ribosomal subunit; ribosome. NCBI's taxonomy places the organism in Eukaryota, Metazoa, Chordata, Actinopteri, Cypriniformes, Catostomidae. Gene Ontology annotation, biological process: maturation of SSU-rRNA from tricistronic rRNA transcript (SSU-rRNA, 5.8S rRNA, LSU-rRNA); translation. Gene Ontology annotation, molecular function: RNA binding; structural constituent of ribosome.